Molecule: messenger RNA, 1365 nt
Organism: Vanrija pseudolonga
Lineage: Eukaryota; Fungi; Basidiomycota; Tremellomycetes; Trichosporonales; Trichosporonaceae
Gene: MELK
Product: Maternal embryonic leucine zipper kinase
Exons: 5
Coding region: 1-1365 (454 amino acids)
Biological process (GO): protein phosphorylation
Molecular function (GO): ATP binding; protein serine/threonine kinase activity
Source: RefSeq, a predicted model, not a curated record
AUGUCCAACGCGGCACUUGCUUACAUCCUCUCCUUCGUCGCCGCCGCCACCAUUGCUCUUGGUGGUGCCGCCGCGGCCGAGGGGCGUCUUGUUGCCCAGGAGCUGCUGGGCCAGCAGGUCGUCUUUGCGCGCGACGAAGUUUUCUCGCGCUUCAUCGCCGAGCUCCUCCUCCGCCUCCCCAACUUCCUUGCCCCUGCUGCUGGAACUUCGAUGCUUUAUCUGACUCUUCCGCAGCUUUAUCAGCAGAUGACGCACCGGCCCGACGCAUCAUUCUUGGCCCCGGACCAGAUGGUGCGCCGGAUGCGUCAGUGGCGUCGCCUCGGCUAUACGGUAAUGUCUAGCCCCUUCGGUAAGAUUGCGCUGCUUGAGGCCCUUCACAUGGGUCCCAAGAGCGUGGUCCACCAAGGUUUGUAUGAGCCAGGCCGCCACGGUGUCCUCAAGAUCGCCAUCAAGAGCACACGCAAGAGUGCACUCUUCAAGACUGAGGAAAGGGCUCUGGUGUCUCUCCGGCAUGAGAGCAUCCUCCCCCUCUACUUCACGGGAACCACCGAGAACGCGCACUUCAUGGUCUCUGAGCUCAUGGUCGGCUCCUUGACGCACAUCUUGAAGAAGUCGUUCACCGCUGUGACCCGUGGGCCUGAGGCCUCAUUUUUUACCGCUGUGCGGUAUUUUAAGGAUAUUGUGGGCGCGCUCGCCCACAUGCACGGCGAGGGUUGGCUCCACCGCAACAUCUCGCCGGGCAACAUCCUCAUCAACAAGUACAAGCGCGCGAUUCUCGCUGACUUCUCCAGGGCAACCCGCACCCGUGCCAUGAAGGAUGACGAGCUCUUUGGCUCCGAACACUACAUGGCGCCGGAGUGUUUUGACGGCUACUGGAACCAGUCCAGUGACGUCUUCGCUGCGUGUGCUGUGCUUUUCAGGUUGAUCAACGGUAUGACAUUCAGGCAGCAUCUUGCGACGGAACCUGGUAUGAGUGACCGCGCUCAGCACUUGAACUGGGAGCUGCAGUGGGGUGAUUCCCAAGACUCUCCCAUGCUUCACCUGCUGCAAGCCGGCCUCUCCCUUGACCCGAGGAAGCGCCCGACUGCCGCCGAGUGCGUGCAGCUUGCCAAUGAGAUCCUGGAAGCCGGCGGGGAGGCGAAAGUUCCCCUCGAUGAGAUUGAGCUCGCUCCCGAGUUCGAGAUCAUCGAGCACGUCGACGCCGACCCGACACUGUGCCACGACAUCAAGAACGGCGCCUCGCGCGCCCGAUGCACAGCGGCGAAGAUCAAGAAGAUCGCCAAGAAGGGUUUCGGCAAGCUCAAGCUGGCUCUUGAGAUUGGUUGGAUAUGGGGAUUGUUCUUCGGAACACAUUAUUGGAAUUGA